Quercus robur (English oak) is the source of this 1107-nucleotide messenger RNA. RefSeq names its product probable leucine-rich repeat receptor-like protein kinase At1g35710. NCBI's taxonomy places the organism in Eukaryota, Viridiplantae, Streptophyta, Magnoliopsida, Fagales, Fagaceae. The transcript has 3 exons. Bases 31 to 1107 code for a protein of 358 amino acids. The record is from RefSeq and is a predicted model, not a curated record. Gene Ontology annotation, molecular function: protein binding.
UGUAAAAGUUCAUCCUUCAUCCACGACAUAAUGACAUCCCUUUCAAACAAACUGCACUUCAACCAAUUCAUUUCAUCUCUAGUCUUCUUCCUCCUUGUUGUCAUCAUCCUUGAUCUCGUUUGUUCAUCCACUGCUUCUGUUUCCUCUGUAACUUCUCCUUUCGUUCACACUAACAAUAAGGUUAAGGCAGCAGAAGAAAGAAAGGAAGUAAAGGCUCUUCUAAAAUGGAAAACCAACCUUCACAGUAAAAGCCAGUCUUUAUUGUCUUCUUGGGUUGGAAGCAAUCCUUGCAAUUGGGUCGGAAUAAAUUGUGACAAUAAGUCUGGAAGCAUCACCCAUCUAAACCUUUCAAGUCACAGUUUGAAAGGUACACUUCACAAUCUAAGCUUUCAAUCUUUCCCCAAUCUACUCAGUGUUGACCUUUCUCACAACUCACUAUUUGGAACCAUCCCCUCAAAUAUUGUUCACCUCUCUAAACUCUCGAUUCUAAACCUUUCUUAUAAUCAAUUCACUGGGAGAAUUCCUUCUGAAAUAGGCCAAUUGACAAGUCUUCACGUCUUUUACCUUGCUGCAAAUCGUAUGAGUGGCCUUAUCCCUCAAGAAUUAGGAGGGCUAACUUCUUUGAGUGAACUUGAUUUAUCAUCAAAUAAUCUCACAGGUACCAUCCCUGCUUCUCUUGGAAACUUAAGCAACCUAACCACUCUAUAUAUUUAUAUGAACCAACUUUCUGGUUCCAUCCCUCAAGAAUUAGGAAUGUUAAGUUCUCUUACUGACCUUGAGCUAUCAAUAAACAGUCUCACAGGUACCAUUCCUGCUUCUCUUGGAAACUUAAGCAACCUAACCACUCUAUAUCUUCAUACGAACCAACUUUCUGGUUCCAUCCCUCAAGAAUUAGGAAUCUUAAGUUCUCUUACUGACCUUGAUCUAUCAAUAAACUGUCUCACAGGUACCAUUCCUGCUUCUCUUGGAAACUUAAGCAAUCUAACCAGUCUAUAUCUUCAUACAAACCAACUUUCUGGUUCCAUCCCUCAAGAAUUAGGAAUGUUAAGUUUUCUGACUGACCUUAAGUUAUCAAUAAACAGUCUCACAGGUACCAUUCCUAAUUAG